Nomia melanderi (Alkali bee) is the source of this 1658-nucleotide messenger RNA. NCBI's taxonomy places the organism in Eukaryota, Metazoa, Arthropoda, Insecta, Hymenoptera, Halictidae. The record is from RefSeq and is a predicted model, not a curated record.
UGUUAUGUUAACAGUACUUAUAUAUAUAUAUAUUUUACGUGAUCCAAGAUAAAAAUGAAGUUUUUAACACGAAUAAAAUAUGGUGCAAAAACGAAGAAUCUAAAUUCAAACUGUAGAAUCCAAUGAAUGCGAGUAAAAUUAAUUUAUUUGUCUAAAAAAUUCAAAAUACGUUUAAUCAUUAAUGCUUUGCAAUUAUAAAUAAGAACUUAUACUCGUUAAUUAUAAUUUCUUUUUGAAUCUAGAAUCCUAAAUAUUGAAGAUUGACGAUUACCAUCCCUAUUAAAAGCAGCGCAAAUUCAUAGUGACUUCUAAACUAUAAAUUUUAGACUUAAAUAUUUACAAAUAUUUAUGUUUUUUACAUUAACGAUUAAAAUGUCAAUUAAUAUUCUGUAUUUUAUUUGUAUCUCAUUUGUCCAUGGGAGUUUGAGUUCACUUCUCAAAAAAGUUCCCGCAGAUUUCUUGAAAGCCGAGCUUAACGAACGUGAUUUCAAGAAUCAUGGGAUUAACAGGCUGUCGGAAAAGGCGCGCAGCAUAGAAUUUAUAACACUUGUAACAUUACGAGUGUUUUGUACAAACUUUUAAAGGAAGUGCAAUCAUUUAAAAGAUACCGAAAAAAGGAAUACGUUAAUAAUAUUUUAUACGUACCAUAAAAACUAAUGGCUAACAAUUUUUCGUUAUGUUUUAAUUCAUAAGUUCUUCUCUUAACUUAGGUUAUUUCUACUAGUUUGUACUGAAAAUAAUAUUUUCCACAAUCCAAUUAACAUGGAGACAGUUGUAAAGAAAUCUUGGGUAGAACUAACAGAUGAAGAUGAUGCAUUGCUUAACGAAGCUAUUUGCAUGAGUUCAAAUGAGCUUGGCAAAAUGUUAGAGUCCAAUAAAGAAAGCACAAUUGCUCAAAGUUCUUUAAAAACACAAUUGUUUGAAGAUACGGUUAACGUUACUAAUAGUCAAAAACACAAAAUUGACAGUUCGAAUGAAUACAUCAAUGAGAGGACAAAACGCCAAAAGAAUCUCUCAAAUCAUUUAACUAACAUAAAGUAUGAAAAUAAUGUAAAAAAUAAACCAGAAGACUUACAUUGUUUACGCAAAAGACCCAGAGAAAACCAUAUACACAAUGAAGAUACAAAAGUUUUUCGAAGUAGACGGUAUAGUGAUUCCAGUUCGACCACAAAUUCUUCUGAUAGUAGUAAAAAACGUGUAGAAUAUGAAACAGAUCCACAAGUAUUGACACGUAGACAAAAGGAAAUAGAUUAUGGGAAAAAUACUAUUGGAUAUGAUAGAUAUAUUCAGGCUGUGCCUAAAGAGAAACGUACGAGGGAACAUCCGAGGACACCUCCAAAGUAUAUUAAAUAUAGUAGAAGAGGAUGGGAUGGUAUGAUGAGACUAUGGAGGAAACAACUUCAUCAGUGGGAUCCUCCUCAAGAUAGUAAUACUGAUUGAAAGAAAAUUACAUUUAAACUUUAUUUUGUUACACGAACAUGUAAUUUUGUAUUGUUAAGUGUGAUUUGAUGUAUCUUUGCAUACAAGUAUUAAGAUUAAUGUAGUGGAAAUUUUGAUUCAUUAUACAUAUUUGUAUGCACUAAAGAAAUGUUAUAAUGUAAAUUAAGGAAUGUAUAUUAUAUAUGAAUUAUAAGACAUUCUUAAUUUUAAAGUUCUUA